AUGAGUUUCAAGAUGGGAUUGAUUCAGUGUUGCAUGUUUCUGAGUCUGAUCGUUAUGGCAGCCAAUCUUGUUGAAUCACGCCAGCAGCCAGCAGAGAUACCUAAACGGGCUGAGGAGGAGCAAAGUAAUGGAAGAACCCUAGGAGGAAGUGGGAAUCAUCAAAGUGAAGGAAAGGUGACGAAGGCCAAGAUUGAUGAAUUGGGUGAGAUGAAGAAUUUGCCACCACUUCCAAACAUUCCCUUUGCACCCCAACUCCCAAUUCCACAGUUCCCACCAAACCAAAUUCCUGGCUUUCCAAUUCCACAAUUCCCAUUUCCACCUCAAAUUCCUGGUAUUCCAAUUCCACAAUUCCCAUUUCCACCUCAAAUUCCUGGUGUUCCAAUUCCACAAUUCCCAUUUCCAUCCCAAAUUCCUGGUGUUCCGAUUCCACAAUUCCCAUUUCCACCCCCAUUUCAGAUUCCUAAUGCCCCUCCAUUCUCAUCUAUUCCCAAUUUCCCACUCCCUCCUUUCAAUAUUCCUAAUAUCCCCUUCUUUUCACCUCCUCCUGCUUAA
Messenger RNA from Pyrus x bretschneideri (Chinese white pear), 552 nucleotides. RefSeq names its product protein PELPK1-like. Lineage: Eukaryota; Viridiplantae; Streptophyta; Magnoliopsida; Rosales; Rosaceae. The transcript has a single exon. Bases 1 to 552 code for a protein of 183 amino acids. The record is from RefSeq and is a predicted model, not a curated record.